AUGUACCAAGCCAAGAUAUUGGUUUUAUUCCGCGACGCGGACUCAGUCGAACGCAUCCCAGCGUUGGGUGAAAACCUGCAUGUACUCGCUCCGGAGGUCGUGCCAGACCAACCAGGAGGGGUCGGUCUAGCUGACAUCGCGCACCUACUUGAGCCCCAGGGCAAAAGUGAGACCCUCAGUUUUUUGGAGGGACUAAAUACUCCGUCGGUGGAGGGGACGGGAAGAACGAUCAAUUUCAAAAUUGAACCAAAAUACGACGAACUUUUCUGCGGAUCUACUCUCGACCAUGCUCGAAUGCGCAGAACACUACGAUAUUGGGCCGAGGCCACAGGAGAUCCGAAUCCUUUUGAAAUUCCGCCCAAGGGUGAGCCAGUGAAGGACGCGGCGGAAAAUAUUUCUAUCCCCCCAACUUCUCAUCCACAUCCAACCGACGUUCAGGAAACGGAGAUACCACCGCAAUCGACCAUUGCUUCCUCUGUCGAAGCUGCGUCUUCCCUGUCUGAGCCCUCGGAAAACAUUUCGGUUGACGUGGCUGCCCCGGAUGUAGCUUCCCCUCUUGAGAGUACGGCUGGGUUACACACAACCCAAGAUUUAGCGGCAGACAUGCUCCAAACAUCCCCCCCAUCUUCUUCUGAAGAUGUAUACUUUUCAGAAGUUGUUUCAGAGGAACCCAACUCUCAAGAGGAUAAAACCGAUGACUCCAGACCUUCCCCUCCUGUUGCGCCUGCUGCAGCUUCCAAAAAAUGA
Laccaria bicolor S238N-H82 is the source of this 747-nucleotide messenger RNA. RefSeq lists its product as uncharacterized. The record is from RefSeq and is a predicted model, not a curated record. Bases 1 to 747 code for a protein of 248 amino acids. The transcript is spliced from 2 exons. Lineage: Eukaryota; Fungi; Basidiomycota; Agaricomycetes; Agaricales; Hydnangiaceae.